UUUAUUUUUCAGUAAAUGUGUACUACAGUACUACUUGAUCUGAGGUUGGUUGACUCCAUAGAUGUGGAACUGCAGAUUCCCACUGGAAAUCCAUUAUAUGAAUCUUAUUACAAGCAGGUAGACCCAGCAUACACAGGGCGAGUUGGGGCGAGUGAAGCUGCACUUUUUCUAAAGAAGUCUGGGCUCUCAGACAUUAUCCUUGGGAAGAUAUGGGACUUGGCCGACCCAGAAGGUAAAGGGUUCUUGGACAAACAGGGUUUCUAUGUUGCACUGAGACUAGUGGCCUGUGCACAGAGCGGCCACGAAGUUACCUUGAGCAAUCUGAAUUUGAACAUGCCGCCGCCUAAGUUUCACGACACCAGCAGCCCUUUGAUGGUCACGCCGCCUUCUGCAGAGGCCCAUUGGGCUGUGAGGGUAGAAGAAAAGGCAAAAUUUGAUGGAAUUUUUGAAAGCCUCUUACCCAUCAGUGGUUUGCUUUCUGGAGACAAAGUCAAGCCAGUCCUCAUGAACUCAAAGCUGCCUCUUGAUGUCCUGGGUAGGGUCUGGGACCUCAGUGACAUCGACAAGGACGGGCACCUGGACAGAGAUGAGUUUGCUGUGGCCAUGCACUUGGUGUACCGAGCCCUCGAGAAGGAGCCUGUGCCCUCCGCCCUGCCCCCAUCCCUCAUCCCACCGUCCAAGAGGAAGAAGACGGUGUUCCCGGGAGCUGUGCCUGUCCUGCCUGCCAGCCCCCCGCCGAAAGACAGCCUCCGCUCCACGCCUUCCCACGGCAGCGUCAGCAGCCUGAACAGCACUGGAAGCCUGUCUCCCAAGCACAGUAUCAAGCAAACACAGCCAACAGUAAACUGGGUGGUGCCAGUGGCGGACAAGAUGCGAUUUGACGAGAUAUUUCUGAAGACUGACCUAGACCUGGACGGCUAUGUGAGCGGCCAGGAGGUGAAGGAGAUCUUCAUGCACUCGGGCCUCACCCAGAACCUUCUAGCACACAUAUGGGCCCUGGCCGAUACGAGGCAAACGGGGAAGUUAAGCAAAGACCAAUUCGCGUUAGCUAUGUAUUUCAUUCAGCAGAAGGUCAGUAAAGGCAUCGACCCCCCUCAAGUCCUCUCGCCGGACAUGGUCCCACCUUCAGAGAGAGGCACUCCCAUCCCGGACAGUUCAAGUUCUCUUGGAUCGGGGGAGUUUACCGGUGUGAAGGAACUUGAUGAUAUCAGUCAAGAGAUCGCCCAGUUACAAAGAGAGAAAUACUCACUGGAACAAGACAUUAGAGAAAAGGAAGAGGCAAUCAGACAGAAAACCAAUGAAGUACAGGAAUUGCAAAAUGAUUUAGACCGGGAAACAAGCAGUUUGCAAGAGCUGGAAGCUCAGAAACAGGACGCCCAAGACCGCCUGGACGAAAUGGAUCAGCAAAAGGCCAAGCUCCGAGACAUGCUGAGUGACGUCAGGCAGAAGUGCCAGGAUGAGACCCAGAUGAUUUCCUCACUGAAGACUCAGAUCCAGUCCCAGGAAUCCGACCUCAAGUCCCAGGAAGACGACCUGAACCGGGCCAAAUCUGAGCUGAACCGACUGCAGCAGGAGGAGACGCAGCUGGAGCAGAGCAUUCAGGCUGGGAAAGUUCAACUGGAAACCAUCAUCAAGUCCCUGAAAUCCACGCAAGACGAAAUCAACCAGGCAAGAAGCAAGCUUUCCCAGCUGCACGAAAGCCACCAGGAAGCCCAGAGGAGUCUGGAGCAGUAUGACGAGGUGCUCGACGGGGCCCACGGCGCCAGUUUGACCAACUUAGCAGAGCUGAGCGAGGGCGUCUCCCUGACAGAGAGGGGCGGUUUUGGAGCCAUGGACGAUCCUUUCAAAAAUAAAGCCUUGUUAUUUAGCAACAACACCCAAGAAUUGCAUCCGGAUCCUUUCCAGGCAGAAGACCCCUUCAAAUCUGACCCAUUUAAAGGAGCCGAUCCCUUCAAAGGUGACCCGUUCCAGAGCGACCCCUUUGCCGAACAACAGACGGCUUCAACAGAUCCAUUCGGAGGGGAUCCUUUCAAAGAAAAUGACCCAUUCCAUGGCUCUGCCCCCGACGACUUCUUUAAGAAACAGACAAAGAACGACCCAUUUACCUCAGACCCAUUCACGAAAAACCCUUCCUUACCUUCAAAGCUCGACCCCUUUGAAUCCAGUGAUCCUUUUUCAUCCUCCAGUGUCUCCUCAAAAGGAUCAGGUCCCUUUGGAACCUUAGACCCCUUCGGAAGUGGGUCCUUCAAUAGUGCUGAGGGCUUUGCCGACUUCAGCCAGAUGUCCAAGAUGAGGAAACAGAGGCACGGAGCCGGUAGCAGGGCCUCCAGAUCCCAUCCCAACCACUGUGCUCUGCAGCAGACGUUCUGGAAACUCGAGCAGCAGGUUUUGCAGAGACUCCCAGACUUUUGUACCUAAAAGGACAAGCGUCACAGAGCCUGGGAAAGGGGGGCGGCAGCAGUGGAGGGAGGGACCUCCUUGCUCCAUUGCAGCCCUUCUGGCUCAGAGCUUCCCGGCGGGCCCAGGUGGUCUUGGCAGGGAAAUGAGUCUUUCCCAUUAGACCCCAUCCUCCCCAGGGCCUUCUGCCCUGCUCUGCCCCUUGCCUGCAUCUGUGCAUGUCUCCCUCAUGGGCAUGAGGAGAGUCCCCAGACCUCCCGUGGGGGGCGGGCGGCGGGCUGCCAGCAGCCAAGGGCAGGGCCCGAGAGCCCUGGCCCAGGAGGUGGACGGCGUGGGUUCCCGCCCUGACUCCCCCGCUGAGGUGCUGUGUGACUAGCAGGCUGCAUCUCCUCCCCGUGCCUCAGUUUCCCUGUGUAUAAGGUAGAAGUGGUGACAGUAGGACUUGUCCCAAGGCCGUUGGGAAGAUGUGGUGAGAAGAUCAGCGAGCGUCUCCUACCCUGGCGAGUGAGCGUCUCCUACCCUGGCGGCCCCAGAGGCUUGUGGGGAGGAACCAGGGCGCCCAGUGGGCUUGGCUGAGUGUGCAGCAGCCACCCCGGGCCCCCUCCUCCUCCCUGGGGGCUGGCCGCCUCUCUCCCACCUGAGGCUAGUAUCUAGGUACCAGGGGCAGAGGCGGCCGCAUCCCCGUCCCCGUGACCGGAUCCGGAAGAGGGGGAGCCGCGUCCCCGUGACUGGCAUCAGCCCUUCUCCCCACUUCUCCAGUGAUGUGUCGGAACCAGAUUACCUAAGAAGGUCCCACAAGUGCACUCUUGUGUUCCUGCUUUGUCUUCUGUCCCUUGACCUGCCCCACUGGGGAGGGCAUCACAAGUGCCCCUCCUCACGCAACCCCCCCCCUCCACCCCUGCUGCGUGUGGCCCACCCUGUCCCACUGCGCGUCUCCUUUCCUUUGCUUUUUGAGGACCGUAUCAGCAUUUUCACUCCCGUGUCCACCAAUUCCUUUAGUGUCUAGCAGCUAUGAAUCUCCUUGCUCUACUUUUUCGUAAACGUGGUCUCCCACCUCUGUAGAAAGCAGUCUCCUCCCUUUGGGGUGCAGCUCUGGCUGUCUGUGCGCAUCCGUCUGUCGGUGGAGGUUUGUUAUGCCUAGUACUGUGCUGGUGUUCCAGGUGAGGGUGCACAGGUAGACAAGUCCCUGCCCGCCGCAGGCAGUUGGCAGGUGUGCGCCCUGUCACUGGCACUUGACCUUCAGGCAACUUGCCCCAGUUAGGUGGGAGGGGCCUGAGUACCCGUCACUGCGGCGUGAUGAUGUGUGUCCCGUCAGCUCCCACCAGAAUGUCCGAGCAGUCAGUUAGUGGGAAGGGGUGUCAGGGAGAGCUCUGGGGGUGGCAGUGAGGUCUAGCCAGUCUCUGAGGAAGAAGAGGGGCUUGAGGUGGACGGAGUGGGCUGAGCCCCCACUUGGGGACUCUGUAUAUAUGGAGGCCUCGAGAUGGGGCACAAGGGGGUUCCAGGUACCAGGGAACUGGCCAGGAGAGGGUUGGGGCAACUGCAGGGAUGAAGCUAAAGCCCUGGGCAGUGGCAGGGGGGUAGGGUGGUGAGGGGCUGUGAGGGAGGCCCUGCGUGACUUGAGGAGUGCUUGGAGGUUACCUUCAAGCUUCAGGGCUGUUCAGUGCUACUACCCACCUCCCAUCUACCUAGCUCCCUACCUGCCUGGCAGCUGUACCUACCCAUCUACCCACCUGCCCACCCAUCUAUCCAGGCAUCUCUCUGUUGCUGGUUGACAUGGUCCCUCCUGGGUCUGAGGUGGUAGAUGUGGAGGUGGGUGGAAGCAGGAGGAGGCUGGGGGAGGGUCCGGGCCAGAGCUGACAAGAGCCCACUGGAGGCAGCGAUGGCUGUGCCCACGGGGCUGCGGUGGGCUCUGACCUGAGCCACUGGGUCAGGCAGCCCACGGGCACAGAGAGGGUCUGGUGCCGCUCUGACCCAGCGCCUGACACUGACUGAAGGGGGAGAGGCUGGGCGCAUCUCUGAAGUAUGAGCAGGAAGCCCAGGGGACCCUGGGGUCAGGAGAGACCUGAUAUCCCCCUGUGGGUGGCAGGAAGCACCCCACCCCAUGUCAGAAGGCCAUCGAGGCACCGGGUUACUCUCACUUGCUCUGUGUGUUUGCUGGCUGCUCCUCACUGGCCAGAGGACCCCGUCUGUUGAGGGUGGAGGAAAGUGGGGGGGGCUUGUGAGAGACCCUGGGCCCGAGUGGUGGCCAUGCUGUGCAAGCCCGGAGGGCUCGGUGGAUGUCCGCUGCCUCCGUGUUAACGAUUAUCUCUGCCUCUCUUUCGUGUCCU
Aethalodelphis obliquidens (Pacific white-sided dolphin) is the source of this 4724-nucleotide messenger RNA. RefSeq names its product epidermal growth factor receptor pathway substrate 15 like 1 (gene EPS15L1). Gene Ontology annotation, cellular component: clathrin coat of coated pit; cytoplasm; plasma membrane. NCBI's taxonomy places the organism in Eukaryota, Metazoa, Chordata, Mammalia, Artiodactyla, Delphinidae. The record is from RefSeq and is a predicted model, not a curated record. Bases 16 to 2418 code for a protein of 800 amino acids. Gene Ontology annotation, molecular function: calcium ion binding; cadherin binding. Gene Ontology annotation, biological process: endocytosis; endosomal transport. The transcript has 22 exons.